AUGGCUGCAGCUUUUCGCCCAGUCAACACACCGCUCCUGGCAGCGGACUCCAUCAAGGACGAAAUACCCCCUUCUUCCACGACUUUGAUGGCGACAACGACGACAACAACAACGAUGACGACACCGAGACCGAGCACAGCGCCUUCGCAGGCUUCACGGCCUGUUGACGAAGCCACGACACCAACACGAGCAAACUUUGGAACAGGCGUAUUGGCAUCUCAGAAACCACUUCCGACAUCACCAUUUCCCGAGUCGGUACAAGUCCCCGAACCCACGACGGAAUCCACACCCAAGCGAGAAAAUUCGCAGCACUCGAGGAAGUCUAGGGACUCGGACGACAUGGACAUGGAUGACUCAGAUGGAGAACACGGUGAGGAAGUUGGAUCAGACGACGACAGCGAGAACGCCGACGGAACAAAGUCGAAGAAGAAAAAGUCGCAGCGAUUCUAUUGCACGGAUUAUCCACCGUGCAAUCUGAGCUUUACCAGGAGCGAGCAUUUGGCCCGCCAUAUCAGAAAACACACUGGAGAACGCCCCUUCCAAUGCCACUGCUCCAGACGAUUCUCUCGACUCGAUAACUUGAGACAACAUGCACAAACAGUGCAUGUGAACGAAGAUAUUCCGAUUGACUCGCUAGCAGCGACAGGAACAAGAUUUCAGAGACAGAUCAGGACCGACAGGGUGCGGCCAACGACUGGCAGGGCAAGAGCGGCGACAGCUGGCAGUGUUGGACCUGGGGGUCGAGGACACUCGAAGUCUCUGUCAACAUCUAGCAUCACAAGCAUGGCUUCGAUAGCCUCGGCCUAUGGUGGUGGUGAGGCACGCCGACGUCCGCCUCCUCUGGUCAUGGCCGACCCCCGAUCCCGACUUUCUCUCGAGUCAUAUCGCGGACCGGAUGGUCAAUACUAUAGGGCCGCCUCACCGGACAUGAGCACUCCCACAUCAGCCACGUUUUCGACAGGCCAAAAUAGCCCUCGAUGGGGUCCGGUGGCCUCUCCUGGUUCAUCACACUCACGCUCGCAUAGCAUGUAUGCUGCCGCCGGGUCCCGCACCCCAGGCCGCCGACUAAGCGUUCCGUCUGGAGGCAACCCGUUCCAAUCGCCUCAUGCCCCCAGUCUCCGCGGCCCGCUGUUUGGCCCUUCGCUCAACGCGUCCAACAGCGGUGCCUUUUCUCCUGGCCAAAAUAGUCUUCUCUCAUCGCCCACAACGUCCACUUCAAACUGGACAAGGCGGGAUUCAGUGUCGACGGCCGAUGAGGCCUGGCGACGACGAACGUGGCACCCCGAUACCGCGGGCUUCAGCGGGGCAAGCAGACUGAGCCAGGUCAUCACUCCAUCUCAGUUCCCGCCCGACAGCAUUAAGCUUCCACCCGCCAAUACCGGAAACCAACCACCUCAAACACUGCGGCUGCCCGGUAUCGAGUCUUUUGAUCCUAUCCCGAGGAGACCGCCCACACCUCCCCGCCGCAACCCGUCCCCGAUGAUGAUCGACUCGGAGGCAUCACGGCCCCCAGCUUUGUUACCGGCCGGUGACCUCGGUUCGGAUGACCGAAGGCCUAGCUCGCAGUGGGAUAUGGGCUUGCAUCGGGGCAUAACAAGACUUGACAUCAACACGCCACCCCGGGAUAGCGCGGGAGCAUGGGCCAACGAGGCCACUCAAGCCCUGAUGGCUCGCGCUGAGCAAGCUCAUGCCGCACCCAUGCAACCUACCGUCCGGUUCGAACAAGAUCUGAGGCCUCCUCAGGGCCCGCCGCCCAUCAAUGUGGCCCCUCCUGUCGGCUCUAGGCAUCACUACACAAUGUCGGCUCCAUCCAUCACCACACCUCGUGAGUCGCGAAGACAUGGAUGGUAUCACGGUCCAGUGCCUACCCACCCUGUUGAGGAGACCAUCCAUGAAGGCCGCCCACAUGUUGAUCGGAUUGUUCACCCCAACGUUCGUGGUUUCCAGGGAUUUCCUGCCAGGGAACAACAGCUUGGCAUUCACCAACAACAGCCAUCCGGCCCCAGCAUGGAGCGGAUCCUGGAGCGGCCAAUGUCCCGGGGCGACAACCCCGAGUCUCUGCGGCGGUUGCAGGCUCUUGUGGCCGUCGCCACAAGCGAAGGCUCGACGGCAACGGCAUACUGA
This is a messenger RNA of Podospora anserina S mat+, 2124 nucleotides long. RefSeq lists its product as uncharacterized. The transcript has 2 exons. Gene Ontology annotation, molecular function: DNA-binding transcription factor activity, RNA polymerase II-specific; RNA polymerase II cis-regulatory region sequence-specific DNA binding. Bases 1 to 2124 code for a protein of 707 amino acids. The record is from RefSeq and is a predicted model, not a curated record. Lineage: Eukaryota; Fungi; Ascomycota; Sordariomycetes; Sordariales; Podosporaceae. Gene Ontology annotation, biological process: regulation of transcription by RNA polymerase II.